Messenger RNA from Populus trichocarpa (black cottonwood), 1701 nucleotides. RefSeq names its product probable glutathione S-transferase. Gene Ontology annotation, molecular function: glutathione transferase activity. NCBI's taxonomy places the organism in Eukaryota, Viridiplantae, Streptophyta, Magnoliopsida, Malpighiales, Salicaceae. Gene Ontology annotation, cellular component: cytoplasm. Bases 785 to 1462 code for a protein of 225 amino acids. The transcript has 2 exons. Gene Ontology annotation, biological process: glutathione metabolic process. The record is from RefSeq and is a predicted model, not a curated record.
GGCUCAGAAAUUUAAUGAAAUCCUACUCAUCAAAGAAUGUCUUCCACCAAGAGAUGCGCUAGCCAAUUACUUCAAUAUAAUUGUGAUCUACUGGCGUUCCAACAAGAAGUAUGCUGCAACUAUUUGGAGGAACGAGAAGAAGUAAAGCUUCUAUGUCUUUUGACUACAUCUUGUUUUUUUUUUCUUUUUUUUCCAUUAAUAUCUUUAAAUUUGGAUGAACAAAAAGGUUAAUCAAGGAUUAGUUUAGUGACUGAUCUAAAAGUUAACAGGUGACAGUAAAAAACUACUGUUUUGACAAUUUCUUCCUCAAAUCAGCAAUACCUGAGAAAAGUCUAGGAAACACCAUGAAAGGAUCUUGAAAGAAUAGAAUGCCUUAAGAUCCAAUCUUGUAUAUUGCUCCAGAUGUCCAUAUCGUUCCUUUCUCUGUUGAGGAUAUUAACAGAGAAGUUGAGGAUAUUAUCAACUCCAUUUUCCUAUAAAAACUUUCCUACCAUUAGCAUAUAAUAUAUCCUCCAGAUGUUCCUCCAAUCUGCAUUUGCCAUCUUUAUUUCAACCUAUGCUUUUACAAGUCAAAAACACGUAGCUUCUCUGAGACGAGCUUAUCCCCGGCGGCUGCUGCUGCUGCAAUUAUUAUUAUUAUUAUUAUUAUAUUCUUCCAACGAAGAUGGGAUCCUUCUAUUUUCUAUAUAAAAGAAGAGAGAAAAUCUAACCUUAAACACUAGCUGCUUAUGCUGCAACAACUAUCCUUCAGAUAUUGAGUUGAGUUCAAGCUUUGCAAAAUACCAUGGGAGAAGUGAAAGUGAUUGGAUCUUCUAAGAGCCUAUUCUGCGCAAGGGUUGAAUGGGCUUUGAAGCUUAAAGGAGUGGAAUAUGAGUACUUACAAGAAGAUAUAUGGAACAAGAGUCCCCUGCUUCUUAAGCACAACCCUGUUCACAAGAAGGUCCCUGUGCUUGUCCAUGAUGACAAACCAAUUGCUGAGUCACUUGUCAUCCUUGAAUACAUAGAUGAGACAUGGAAAGAUUAUCCUUUGCUUCCUGAAGAUCCAUAUGAGAGAGCCAUGGCUCGUUUCUGGGCUAAAUUUGCUGAAGAGAAGUGUUUGAUGGGUGCAUUUGCGGCUUUCUGGAAAGAGGGAGAAGAAAAGGAGAAGGCCAUAGAGUCUGCACUAGAAUCAUUUACAUUUCUUGAGAAGCAGAUUCAAGGGAAGAAAUUUUUCAGUGGGGAUGACAACAUAGGCUAUUUGGAUCUAGUAAUGGGCUGGAUUCCUCUCUGGCUGAAUGUUAUGGAAGAAGCUGGAGGGAUGAAACUGAUGGAUGCUCAAAAGUUCCCAUCUCUUCAUGAAUGGACUCAAAACUUCAUUGAAAUCCCUCUCAUCAAAGAAUGCUUUCCACCUAGAGAUGCGCUCGUCAACUACUUCAACUUCAGUUUGAGCUAUAAUCGUUCCAUGGCAGCAGCCAAGCAGUAAAACUAUGCAUUUUCUAGUUACCAAUUAGAACUUUAUUUAUUUGAAGUUGAAAUCAUAUUUUCCAGCCUUCAUGGAGAAUUUUCCUGGAAAACAAGCUUUGUUUUCCAUUACCAUAGCGCCACAAAGCUUUAUAUAUUGAGUUGUUUCCAUUUUCUCUCUUUCAUUUGGUUGUAUAAUAUGUGUUUUCCGUUCAGCUGUCAAAUCUUUGAAUAAAAUGUUGACAUCUUGAUUUAGAGAAA